AUGACUGAUGUUGAAAUUGACUGCAUACUGCUCAAGUUUACGUGUUCCAACCUGAAUUGUCACAUUGUUUCCACCAUGACAGUGCCAUUUACUCCAAUUGGCUUCAUAAAAUCAGUAUUUAAAUACAAAAAUGGCACACCCAGGCAGUCUCAGCUGUGUAGGGAUGCAAGGGGUGUUCUGACCAUAGAGAAGACCAUCUUCAACAACCCAGAACAUUCCCUCGAAGAUCUGGAUAGUUUUACUCAUGUCUGGAUUUUGUUCCUGUUCCACAAAAACUCUGACUGUGCCACUAAGGCCAAAGUUCGCCCUCCGCGCCUGGGUGGGAAGAGAGUUGGAGUGUUUUCUACACGGUCUCCCCAUCGCCCUAAUCCAAUUGGUCUCACACUGGCAAAACUGGAUGCUGUUAAAGGGGAUAAGAUGUACAUAUCUGGUAUUGAUAUCAUAGAUGGCACACCAGUUCUAGAUGUGAAGCCAUACAUACAGGAAUAUGACACUCCACACCUGAGCCAGGCCCUUGAACCAGAGGAUAUCACCUCGGCAGUGGACACUGCAUCAGACACCACACUGGUCACUGAUGCAUCGCAGAUUAAGGACCCAAAAUCACUCACUGAUUGUUCUGUUGGAUGUGAUAAAAGCUGUGAAUCCAUGUUGAAUGAUUUUAACUGUGAACCAAACACUGCAGUAGAACUGAAAUGUGAUGACAAUGAUUUGGCAUGCAGUGAUAAACACUUUCCUCAUGUUUGUGAUGAAUUAAGUGCACAUGAAACUUUAAUAGAGGAGUCUACUUCGAUACCAGUGACAGAUUUUCAGACAGGCUCGUAUCUGAAUUGCACAGAGAGUGAAGAGGACUAUCAAUUUGAGCAUCGUAAUGGCUGUGAAGGGAGCUCAUCCACUCUUGGCUCUGGUGGCAGAGUUGUCUCCCCUGGAGAUCAGAGGUACUGCCGUCUCAACGUGUCCUCUUCCUGGAUACCUUCAGUGGACAAAAAACUGCAAGUGCGCUUCACACAGCCAGCUGUCCAACAACUCAGUGCCUUUUCUAAGUCGGCUGACCAUAGCCAUCAUCGCCUGGCCUUGCUAGACAAUGCUGGUGAGGCUAAAAGGGCCAUUAUUAGCAUGCUGACACAGGAUCCUCGCUCUAUUUACAGACGUCAGAAGUGUCCAGACAGCUUGUACUUCUUCACUGUGGACAAGCUCCAUGUUACAUGCUGGUUUGACCAGAAAAUGGCAGAAGUUGUGAGGAUUCAGUCAGUAGACCAAACCUCAAAACUGCUUCCAAAAGAUGAGGAACUGUAAUUUGCUGUAUGUGAUAUUUAUGAAGACCGGUGGGUCAUUGUAGACUUUAAAGGAAGGCAUCUUUACAUCGCCCAGACACACUAGAUUCCUCGUUUCUGCUAGAAAGAUUGAUCUUCGGCUAUAGAUAUGUAAUCUGAUUAUGGGCAUCACAGACUUAAUCAAAUGAAGAUGGCCUUGGUGGUAGUGUUUAGCGUUUGACAUGGCUUAUGAGGUUUACAUUGAAGCUUGUGAGAUAUCAUUUGCCUUUCAUACUUGAAUAAAUUUGCAACACCCAUGACACCUAAAAGACUGGCCUGUAUGGCUCAGCUGGUAGAACAUCUGCUUCAGGGGCGCUAGAUCCAGGGUCAGUCCUGGGUUCGGCCUCACCUGAGACCUUAAAAGAGGAAGUUGUAACCACUGGUUGACCUGUAUCAGUAUAAUGGCUAGAGUGAGGCGGCUUACUUGCCUCCAGUAAGUUAUCUCAGUGAAGCAGCACUAGAUAAAAGAGCGAUGGAAAUCCAUCCUGCAACAAGGAGGCACAUUACAAGAACUCAAAGGACUCCUUCGUGGUCAUGUGACUGAAAAAUUGUUAAGACAUUAAACCCUAUGCACUCAUCAAAAAUCUCAGCCCAGGAUAGGCGUAACCUGGACGUGCCUAUUUCUCAUACCAGCCAAUCAGAAUCGAUUCUGUAUCCCUUUAAUAUCUAUGUGUCAAUUACUUGUUAAAAGGCAGUGUCUUACUCCAGUUAAUUCCACCAAUAAAACUUAGGACCUGUAUAUGCCUGUGAUUGGAAAAAAGUUUUUAAUUAUGGCCUUAAACACCAAUCUGAAAAAAAAAAUUACUGAUGGUUUU
This is a messenger RNA of Liolophura sinensis, 2125 nucleotides long. RefSeq names its product tRNA (adenine(37)-N6)-methyltransferase-like. Bases 1 to 1293 code for a protein of 430 amino acids. NCBI's taxonomy places the organism in Eukaryota, Metazoa, Mollusca, Polyplacophora, Chitonida, Chitonidae. The record is from RefSeq and is a predicted model, not a curated record. The transcript is spliced from 4 exons.